AUGCACUGGUCACUAGUGCUACUUAAUUUUGUUAAUCUCUCAUUGGCUGGAGAACGAGUUCUGCCAGCUACCAACAACCAUUGUCCUCUGUCCGUAGAGGGCAGGUCAGAGUUCAAAUAUCCCAAACUGACCGUCUACAAAAUGAACACUGCGCUGGUCAACCUUGAAUUCGUCCAGUUGUAUCAUUCUCAUUUACGUUCUUUGCUACUAAUUCAGGCUGAUAAGAUGGAAUUGUUAGAUACCGGAUGUAGAGAUUUGUAUGAGCAGCCUAAAGACAGUAAUGCUCACAACCAAAAUCAUACUCACAUACCAAGAUUGAAAUACGAGGUUCUUUAUAAAUGGAAAUCUAGUGAAUGUCACAAGUGCUUGCUCUUCCAGAGUAAAUUAUUCAGUCACGUGAUUGAUCUGCGUGACGUCACUUCAUCAGCUGAUCGUAAGCGUUUCAUUGAAGACAGUAACGCGGCUGCCACUACUUCCAUUUUCAAAAAGUUUUUUAGAAAUUUUAAAAAUCGUAUUGAAGAGAAUGCUGCUACUGAUAAUGUAACAAAUGACAAGAAAGACCAUAAAAAACCUGAUAUUGGUGGAAAGCGUGGAUGCAAACAUUACAAGUAUAACAUCACCAACGACAAUAACAUCAACAACAGCAACAAAGACAUUGAUAACAUCAACAAAGACAACAACAUGACAACAAGAAACAUUGAUGUCGGUAACAGUGGUGACAUUAAUCUCAACAAUUCCGUCUUAUCCUCGUGCCAUCAUCGCAUUCAAACCAAGUACAGAAACGACAUUUUCAUAAGUCUUGUGCUUAGUUCGGAUCAUGAUGAAGAUGACGAUGAAAUUAUUUCAAGAUCCUGCAUAUUGAAAGACUAUUCCUUCCUAGACAAAGGCGAAUAUUACAUAGAGGUGUCAUUAAAUGAAUCAACGUUGGCUCUAAGUUGCCGGGUUCAACUGCUUAACCAACCAACUGAUUCAUUUUUAUACCUAUAUGCUGUGCUUUUAUUUUACGUUUCUCUUACCAUACUAUGGACCACCAAAGUUAUUAUAGUCAAGUGGAACUUGCAACAACCAGAUGUUCCAAAUCCUCGCUCUGCAACUAUCAACCGAUACAAAAAUAUUCCAUCUGAUAACAAAUUAAACGCAUUAGACGUCCCAUUGACGGAUAGGCUUACUUCAAAAACAACAGUUAAAAUUGAAAUUGAAAAUUUCGAAACAUUGGAAGAGGACGAUCAAAAUUUAAAGAGUGUUAUAGAUAGGAGGUGGAAGUUUUUAGAUGCUUACAGAGGGUACUGCCUAACGAUGUUGAUCUUUCAAAUGUAUGGUUCAGGUGAUUACCCCAUGUUCCAGCACAGCACUUGGACUGGUUUCAGAUACGGAGAUACGUUUGGAUUAAGCUUAUCAUUCAUCCUUGGUGUGUCACUAACACUGGCUUAUAAGGAUAUCUUCAAAUCUGAGACUACGAGACUAGCUGGAGUCGUGUGUGGCAUAUUUGUACGCUGGUUGAAGUUGUUCACAUUAGGAAUGUUCGUCAACUCUCUUCAAGGAAAAAAGCACGUAACGAAAGUUCGCGGCGAGUAUGCGAAGGUUUACCUCCCAAAUGAUGACAUCGCGUUCGAUCACAAUGGCAUUCUUGGUACAUUUUACUCAUCACUGGUGACUUUCGCAGGUCUACAGCUCAUAGCAAGCGUACUUUUGUGCAAUGGUGAUGCUCUGAGUGGCUUCAUUCCUAUCAGUAAGGAGCUCUGUUCUCUAACAUUCUGCCUGCUGACGUGCUGUCUCAAUUUCUUCAUCCUCGGCCUGGCCUAUCUAACCAUUGACGUGGCCAGGCUCUGGAAUGGCAGACCCUUCAUAUACCCCGGAUUGAAUGUCAUCUUCAUAUACGUGUGCGCAUCUUGUUUCAAGAUGGAAUUCCCGAUAUCCUGGCUGCUAGCCUCACACGAUGAUGAAGAACAAUGGAAGUUGCUGAUUCUAAACUGUUGGUCGACGUCUUUCUGGGUCGUCGUAUCCUACGCCAUGUUUACCGCCGGGGUCAUCGUUAAUGUUUGA
Molecule: messenger RNA, 2043 nt
Organism: Helobdella robusta
Lineage: Eukaryota; Metazoa; Annelida; Clitellata; Rhynchobdellida; Glossiphoniidae
Exons: 13
Coding region: 1-2043 (680 amino acids)
Source: RefSeq, a predicted model, not a curated record